AUGACUGAGGGCACGUGUCUGCGCCGGAGAGGGGGACCUUAUAAAACCGAACCAGCCACUGACCUCACUCGCUGGCGCCUCAGCAAUGAGGAGGGAAGGCAGAGAUGGACGUAUUUCCAAGAAGGUGAAAACCCUGGCCGAGCACAAACUGGCUUGGAAGCCCACUCAUUGGGAUUGGACACUAGGAAUUUCUUCAAGGACUUGCCUAAAGCCCAUACAGCACAGGAGGGGGCUCUGAAUGGGAUGACAUUCUAUGCGGGGCUGCAGGCUGAAGAUGGGCACUGGGCGGGUGAUUACGGUGGCCCACUCUUCCUCCUGCCAGGCCUCCUGAUCACAUGCCAUGUGGCCCACAUCCCACUGCUGCCUGGAUAUAGAGAAGAGAUGGUGCGGUACUUGAGAUCAGUGCAGCUUCCUGAUGGUGGCUGGGGACUGCACAUUGAGGACAAGUCUACAGUGCUUGGGACAGCCCUCAGCUAUGUGUCUCUAAGAAUCCUGGGUGUGGGGCCUGAUGAUCCUGACCUGGUACGAGCCAGGAACAUUCUUCACAAGAAAGGUGGUGCAACACUCAUCCCCUCCUGGGGCAAGUUUUGGCUGGCUGUGCUGAACGUGUAUAGCUGGGAAGGCCUCAACACCCUGUUCCCGGAGAUGUGGCUGUUUCCAGAGUGGAGCCCAGCACACCCCUCCACCAUCUGGUGCCACUGCCGCCAGGUCUACCUGCCCAUGACCUUCUGCUAUGCCAAGCGGCUGACAUGUGCUGCUGAGGAUCCGUUGGUGCAGAGCCUGCGUCAGGAGCUCUACCUGGAGGACUAUGCCAGCAUUGACUGGCCAGCACAGAGGAACCGUGUGUCACCAGACGACUUGUAUACACCGCACAGUUGGCUGCUCCACGUUGUGUUCAUGCUACUCAACCUGUAUGAGCGCCACCAUAGCACCAGCCUGCGGCAGCGUGCCAUCCAGAAACUGUAUGAGCACAUCGUAGCUGAUGACCGCUUCACCAAAAGCAUCAGCAUUGGUCCGAUCUCUAAGACCAUCAACAUGCUUGUGCGAUGGCAUGUGGAUGGUGCAGCCUCCCCUGCCUUCCAGGAGCAUGUGGACAGGAUCCCUGACUAUCUCUGGCUGGGGCUCGAUGGCAUGAAGAUGCAGGGCACCAAUGGCUCACAGGUCUGGGACACCUCGUUUGCUGUCCAAGCCUUCCUGGAGUCUGGUGCACACCACAGGCCUGAGUUUGCAUCCUGCCUGCAGCAAGCGCAUGGUUUCCUCCGCAUCUCACAGAUCCCGGACAACCCCCCUGACUACCAGAAAUAUUAUCGCCAGAUGAACAAGGGUGGCUUCCCCUUCAGCACACGGGACUGUGGCUGGAUCGUUGCUGACUGCACAGCUGAGGGACUGAAGUCUGUGCUCCUCCUGCAGGAGCAGUGUCCCUUUAUCACCGAGCAUGUACCCGACGAGAGGCUAUACGAUGCAGUUGCUGUGCUGCUGAAUAUGAGAAAUUCUGAUGGAGGGUUUUCCACCUAUGAGACCAAGCGUGGGGGGCACUUGCUGGAGUUGCUGAAUCCUUCAGAGGUCUUUGGGGACAUCAUGAUCGACUACACGUAUGUGGAGUGCACCUCAGCUGUGAUGCAGGCACUGAAGCAUUUCCAUAAGCAGUUUCCAGAUCAUAGGGCGGGUGAAGUCAGGGAGACCCUCGAGCAGGGCUUGGAGUACUGUCGGCGGGUACAGAGGGCUGAUGGCUCCUGGGAAGGCUCCUGGGGUGUCUGCUUUACAUAUGGCAUAUGGUUUGGGCUGGAAGCAUUUGCCUGCAUGGGGCAUCUAUACCAGGAUGGGGCAGCCUGCAUGGAAGUCACCCGAGCCUGUGACUUCCUGCUGUCCAAGCAGAUGGAAGACGGCGGCUGGGGCGAGGACUUUGAGUCCUGUGUGCAGCGGCGCUAUGUGCAGAGUGCCCAGUCCCAAAUCCACAGCACAUGCUGGGCCCUGAUGGGGCUAAUGUCUGUCAGGCACCCCAAUGUCGAGGCCCUGGAGAGGGGAGUCCAGCGUCUGGUUGAAAAACAGCUUCCCAAUGGUGACUGGCCACAGGAAAAUAUUGCUGGGGUCUUCAACAAGUCCUGUGCCAUCAGCUACACAUCCUACAGGAACGUGUUCCCCAUCUGGACUCUGGGUCGUUUCUCCCGCCUGUACCCCCAGAGUGCCCUUGCUGGCCCCCACUGA
This is a messenger RNA of Orycteropus afer afer, 2205 nucleotides long. Lineage: Eukaryota; Metazoa; Chordata; Mammalia; Tubulidentata; Orycteropodidae. The record is from RefSeq and is a predicted model, not a curated record.